GUUUUACAACAAGCUAACCUGAAGCAGGCAGCGUAGGCAACCCGUUUCUCGCAGAACUCAAAAAGUGGAAAUCCCACCCACAGGUGGCAGGGACUGCAGAGAGAAACAAAAAUAUAGACAAAACGUCUCCUGGGGCAACGCUAGGGUGUGUCUCUUGAGAACUGCAUGCUGGGAGUUGCACCUCCUUUUUUCUGCAGGCCCUCUCACCUCCUGGCCGCUGGGGACGCUCGGGAGCCAGCUUCAGGGCUGAGUGCCGAUUGGCUCCUUGGGAAACAGCAGGCACCCCUGGUUGCGUCCGCCGGGCGUCCGAUCCUCGGUGUGGGUGUUCGGCGCCGCGUUUUUCGGUUUGUUUUCGGCACUGUCUUUUGUGGUUGGGCGCUUAAAGAAGAUUGUUUGAAGACUGCCUUUCCAUCAAAUAGCAUGGAUCCCAGCAGCGACUACCAUUUCCUCAAUCAGAUUUUGUGGAGAAGGGUGAAACUCACAUUGGUUUGUGGCAUCUUUGAGGGAGUACUCCAGCAUGUGGACCCUAACAAGAUUGUUGUCCUGAAGAAAGUGAAGAAUGUGGAGACUGGUCGAAGUGCUCCAGGAGUGAAGAUGUUUUUUGGGCACGAGAUUGUGAAUGUGGAACUGCUGGAUGAAGUGGAACAAGGUGCAGAGAGAGAAAAGGCAUCUUCUGUUAGUCUAAAUACAGAAAGAACAAGGAUGGAUAAAAUGAAAGGUGAAGAUCUAAACAUAUGUGAGCCUUCUUCUCCUGUCCCUGAGUCACCAACCACCUCUCUGCUGAAUCACCUCAAGUAUAGCCCAUCAGAAGAAGAGGAGGUGACAUACACAGUCAUUGAUCAGUUCCAGCAGAAGUUUGGUGCUGCAAUGCUUCACAUCAAGAAGCAGAGUGUCCUGAGUGUGGCAACAGAAGGUGCUAAUGUGUGUCGUCAUGGGAAGCUGUGUUGGCUUCAGGUAGCCACAAAUAGCCGAGUUUACUUAUUUGACAUUUUCCUUCUGGGAAGUCGUGCUUUCAACAAUGGACUUCAGAUGGUACUAGAAGACAAGAGAAUUUUGAAGGUUAUCCAUGAUUGUCGUUGGCUUUCUGAUUGCCUCUCUCAUCAGUAUGGAAUUUUGCUGAAUAAUGUCUUUGACACACAGGUAGCAGAUGUCCUUCAGUUUUCCAUGGAAACAGGUGGCUUUCUUCCAAAUCGCAUCAGUUCUUUACAGGAGAGUUUAAUCAGACACCUUAAAGUAGCCCCUAAAUAUCUCUCCUUUCUGGACGAGAGACAAAAAUUGAUUCAGGAAAAUCCAGAAGUGUGGUUCACACGACCUCUUUCACCAUCUUUACUGAAAAUUUUGGCCCUAGAGGCUACCUACCUACUACCCCUUCGUUUGGUACUCCUGGAUGAGAUGAUGUCUGACCUAACCACCCUUGUGGAUGGUUACCUAAACACCUAUCGAGAAGGGUCCGCAGAUCGCCUGGGAGGCACCGAGCCUACAUGUAUGGAGCUUCCAGAAGAGCUUCUUCAACUCAAGGAUUUCCAGAAGCAGCGCAGAGAGAGAGCUGCAAAAGAAUAUAGGGUGAAUGCACAGGGACUCCUAAUAAGGACAAGGGUACAUCCAAAGAAAUCAGUGCCAGAGACAGCAGGGAAAGAGGGAAAAGUAGGGUUUUCCUUACUUUGUAAAAAUUCUGUACUAGAUGAAACUCAUCAUGUAAAUUUGCUGAAAGAAGAAUCUAAGAAUAAACAAACUUCAACAGAACCUCAACAUGUACCUCCCAUGAAGGAAGAAACCAACGAGGAUUCUAUCAAUAAACUCAUUUGCCUUGAGUCAGAGAGGCUAGAGGACCAGAGAAUAGCUCAAAAAGAACACAGUAAGACACCCAAACAGGAGUUUCAGACAAGUUUAUCUUUGAAAGAGGAGAUAGAACAGUUACUGAUGGUGCAAAACCAGGAAGAUCUAAAAUGCACAAAACAAGAUAUUUCAGUGUCUCCUUCCCUUCCUCAGGAAACCAGAGUCUCUCCAAGUGACACCUUUCAUCCUUUUAGAAAAGCCGUGUUUCCUACGUUUCCUCCCUGUCCAGCCUUGGAGAAAACUGAUUCUUGGAUAAAUCUCUCUCCAAAUCUGUCUUAGAAAUGUGCGAUUUGUUUUUGAGACCAUGAAGGUGGCUCACUUCUUCUACCAGCAGUACCUUCCUCAGAGCUUAAGUUUGUCAUGUUGGAAAUUUAGUUUUGCCUCAGUCAUGAAGGAACGCCUUAGGGAAAAUGAUAUUCUAUUGCUUACUUCUACAUGCCUGGAAUUUGAUUAGGAUGGGAAUGAAUAAGUUAAAUAAUGGAAGAAGUAAAUUUUUUUAUUAUGUCACUGUGCGGAAAUAUUCCCAGUGGUCAGAGCAAAUUAUUUCUGAUAAUUUGGGUUUGGAGGAUUUGAGGAGGGGAAAAAUCUCGGACUUAGUAUCUGGAAGCUAUAUGCUUUUAAACUUUUUGUUUUGUUUUUGUUUUUUUGUUUUUAUUUUUAAUAAUUUAAGCUCUAUGCCCAACCUGGGGCUCCAACUCACAACCCCAAGAUCUGAAGUCACAUGCUCUACUGACUAGCCAGCCAGGCACCCCUACUUUUAGACUUUUGUUGUAUUUUUUGGUCUGAAAAAGGUUGGUAAAACUUUUGCCAAUAAGUUUAAAAAAAUUGGGAACUGAUAACUUUACCAGUACUUUUUUCCUUAGUAAUAUUUUCCUAAAAUAUUAACUUUAAUUUAUCAAUUAUACCUCAAAAAAGCUGAGAAAAUACCGACUUUUUAAAAAUUUUAAUGUUUUGUCUGUUUUGUGUCAUAGACAGACACUAGUUAAUGUUAUUAACAGGCAUCAGUAUCCCAGUUUUAAUUUCUUUUGAUUCCCUUUACUUUUAGAAGGUUUUGUCCAUUUUUGUAAGAAAGCAGGGGCUUCUUUUGAGUAUGUUUAUUAUGUAAACUUGAAGUUUGAUUCCCCUCUUUUGCCUGGAGUUGGUAUACUUUUUUUUUUUCUUAAUUAAAAAAAAUUUUUUUUUCAUUUUAAGUAGACCACACCCAAUAUGGGGCUUGAACUCACGAACUUGAGGCUAAGAGACACAUUUUCUACCAACCAAGCCAGCCAGGCACCCAUUUGGUAUACUUUUUUAGGGUGAAAGGAAGGCAGCUUGUACGGAGCCCUUUUUAUAUUGAAUACUUGCAAGGUGCUCACGUUCUAUUGUAUACAAUAACCAAUAAACCUGUUUUGGCAUUGGA
Molecule: messenger RNA, 3235 nt
Organism: Leopardus geoffroyi (Geoffroy's cat)
Lineage: Eukaryota; Metazoa; Chordata; Mammalia; Carnivora; Felidae
Gene: EXD1
Product: exonuclease 3'-5' domain containing 1
Exons: 12
Coding region: 166-2115 (649 amino acids)
Biological process (GO): nucleobase-containing compound metabolic process
Molecular function (GO): 3'-5' exonuclease activity; nucleic acid binding
Source: RefSeq, a predicted model, not a curated record